CAGGGGGCACCCAGCGCCUGAGGGGCUGCGCGCGCUCGCCCUCCGCCAUGGCGGGAGCCCUGGAGUCGCUGGAGUCGUGCCUGGAGCAGCACAUCCCGCCCGAGGAACUCGCCGAGGUGAAGCGGAUCCUCUAUGGGGGCGAGGCCAGAAAACUUGAUUUGCCAACUGCUGCGCUGGCAGCAGCUCAGGAGAAAGAUUUUGAACUACAGGGCUAUGGAUUUGAAGCUGCUCCGGAGCAACUGAGAAGACCACGUAUUGUUCGAGUGGGACUGAUACAGAAUAAAAUUCCUCUUCCCACAGACACAGCAGUGGCAGUCCAGGUGGCUGCUCUGCACAGACGCAUCGAGGAGAUUGUGGGAGUGGCUGCAGUGUGUGGAGUCAACAUUGUGUGUUUCCAGGAGGCUUGGACCAUGCCCUUUGCUUUUUGUACAAGAGAGAAACUUCCUUGGACUGAAUUUGCUGAGUCAGCGGAGGAUGGGCCAACAACAAAAUUCUGUCAAGAGCUUGCAAAGAAGUACAAUAUGGUUGUGGUGUCUCCAAUCCUGGAGCGAGAUGAACUGCAUGGUGGAAUUCUGUGGAACACUGCGGUGGUCAUUUCUAAUUCUGGAGCACUCCUUGGCAAAAGUAGGAAAAAUCACAUUCCAAGGGUUGGAGAUUUCAAUGAGUCUACCUACUAUAUGGAAGGAAAUACAGGACACUCAGUGUUUCAGACACAGUUUGGGGCGAUUGCUGUGAACAUCUGCUAUGGGCGCCACCACCCUCUGAACUGGCUCAUGUAUAGCAUGAAUGGAGCAGAGAUCAUCUUUAACCCUUCAGCCACUAUUGGGACACUCAGCGAGGCACUGUGGCCGAUUGAAGCCCGAAAUGCUGCCAUAGCCAAUCACUGCUUCACGUGUCCCAUCAACAGAGUAGGAACGGAAUACUACAAAAACGCCUUUACUUCUGGAGAUGGUGGAAAAGCUCACCAUGAGUUGGGCCAUUUCUAUGGCUCCAGUUACGUGGCUGCGCCGGACGGCAGCAGGACCCCGGGACUCUCUCGCACUCAGGAUGGGCUGCUGGUGGCAGAGAUGGACCUGAACCUCUGCAGGCAAGUCAGUGACAAAUGGAAUUUUAAGAUGACUGGUAGAUAUGAAAUGUAUGCAGAAAAGCUUGCUGAAGCAAUCCAGCCUUUCUUUAUACCCAAUAUCAUCAAAGAGUAAGAGAGAGCAUCUCAUUACACUCAAAUGUUACAAGACACAUUUGGAGUUACUGUUGGACGAUAGCUUUACUGUGACUCACAAGUUGCUGUUUUAAUGUUGUCAGUUUGAUUUCAUGUUACUAAUUUUAAAUAAUAAGAUUCAAAACUGUAUUACGUAAAAUAAUUGCAAAUGGCUUCUUAAGUGUUUGCUAUUUACACUAAUGAGUUCAGAGUUUUGUUCCUUGCUAGAAAUACAUCCAGUGUUUUUCUAGAGUAGAAGCACAUACAGUGUACUGUGAUAUACUUGAUAGGAUGAGUUUAGAGGACAUGAAAAUUUUUACCUAAACUUUGCAUUGUACAUCUAUUUCUGCUUUCCAGUUUUUACCGUCUGCCCAAAUGCAUAAUUUAGGGAGAAAGGAGGCAGGAAUUGUUUUCAUCUGGGUUAUGUUUGCCUUUUCUGCUUAUGAACUACGUGAUACAGUUUGGUUACAGCUGAGUAAUGUCCCAGACAUCCCAGUUAUUUGAAGAUCUGUGGGUGCUGUAAAGCAAGACCACUUUGGUUCUGUUGCCUUUUACACAGCCACAGCUGGAGCAGUGUCUUUGCUGGGCCCCUUUAAGGUGCCGAAGUUUUGCUCAGAGAGAUGCUUUGGUAUCUUCUGAAGCUCAGUGCCCUGAAGGGAAGCAGAAAUAGAGACCCUGGCCAAUGCAAGGCAAGGCUUUUGACUGUGAACAGGAAGCUCAGGAUGGGUAAGGAAAACUCCUUCCCUGGGGCUGCACUCCAGUAGGAUAUGCGGUGGCUGCAGAGUAAACAAACCAGCUGUGGAAUGAAGGUACUAAUGAUCCAUUUGCUAUUCUUAGGUAGUACUGUACUCUGAAAUUUUGCCUCAUGUGGUCUGGGUGAUGGCAAUAGGUGUUCGGGCAACGCAGACUGAAUACAAUUUACAGCCCAGCAACUAUGGAUUUGUAGCUGUAAUACUUGAACUCUUGUUUUUGUUUUUCGAAAUUACAAUUUCAAAUUUUCAAAAACAUUUUCUUAAUAAACUUGUUAAUAAAUGCACUUGCUGCAUUACGUUACACCGUUAUUUGUGAGUUUAACCUUUAUUGAGAAUGGCUUAAUUACAAAUAAAAAUAUAUUUA
Hirundo rustica (Barn swallow) is the source of this 2314-nucleotide messenger RNA. RefSeq names its product beta-ureidopropionase 1 (gene UPB1). The record is from RefSeq and is a predicted model, not a curated record. The transcript is spliced from 10 exons. Lineage: Eukaryota; Metazoa; Chordata; Aves; Passeriformes; Hirundinidae. The coding region runs from base 48 to 1199 and encodes 383 amino acids. Gene Ontology annotation, molecular function: beta-ureidopropionase activity.